Molecule: messenger RNA, 2489 nt
Organism: Amyelois transitella
Lineage: Eukaryota; Metazoa; Arthropoda; Insecta; Lepidoptera; Pyralidae
Product: calcium-independent phospholipase A2-gamma
Exons: 10
Coding region: 582-2336 (584 amino acids)
Biological process (GO): arachidonate metabolic process
Cellular component (GO): membrane
Source: RefSeq, a predicted model, not a curated record
UUUGUACGCGCCAUCGCCAUAAUGCUUCGACGCAAAAAUUAUUACCGCAAACAUGUUUUGUUAGUCGUAUAAAGCUCUUGGAGCGUGAGUUAGGAGUUUAGUCUUCAAGAAUCGGUCAACCUAGGACUUACAGCCAUUGUAAGUGUUAAACGUGACAAGUUGUAAGUUUGUGAAGGUGAAAUUACUUUGAGUUGUGUUUACAAACGGACGACAGUGAGUGAAGUUAUCGCUUUUAAUUUUUAGUUGGUAGCCCCGCCAAUCAUCCGAUUUGACGUCAGAGUCAGAGAACUGUCAUCGAUCGAUUUAUUUUGGUUGGUGCGAUUUGCCAAAACAAAGUUGAGGAAACGUAAUUUCAAAGUAUUAUUUUAAGCUGUAGUUGGGUGCGAUAGUGAAACAUCUUGUUCGUGCCGCCGUUGCUGCGCCGUGAUUAGUGGUAGAGUUUUCUCGAAAGAUAAUUGACUUUCCUGUGCUAAUAAAGACAAUUUUGACUUGGUGCUUCGUAUUAUUGAAUUACGAAAUAGGCCAGAACUUAUAGGCCUCAUUACGUACCUAGUGUGAGUGAACAUAGUGCCCUCGUCAAGAUGUCCUCUCUGGGCAGUCAGUGGCGCAUUCUCCGGCACUACCUUUCCAUGACAAACCUCAAUGCUGAAGUGGAGAAAAUCAUCCAGAAAGUAAAGCCCGCCACCCCGGAGCAAUGGGAGAAUUUUAUAAACAAAUUGGAAAAGGCUCUUGCUGCCAGACCGGUCAGCAAGGUAGCUGCGAUAGAGCAGACAGAAACAGACAAACAACAAAAUGUUGUGCAUGCAUCAACUGUUGAGGAAACAGCAGAGAAGGCAAUUACAAAAGAAGAGAGAAAACCAGAAGAAAAGUUAAAACGGGAGGAGAAGAUGAGCGAUGACGGGCUGGUGGUGGGGUCAGAAGCCAAGGACAUCACGCUGGAGUCGCUGUGGCAGGGGCUCAAGCUGAAGAAAGACUUGCACUUUGGCAACAUCUCGCAGCCAAGCUGGAAGUCCAGCAGACCUGUCGUCACUAAGACGUCGAUCCACUCCCGCACGGCGUACGUGAUCUCCGCGCUGGUGGCGGCGCGCGACGCCGACGCCGCGCUGCGCCGCGCCGACCACUUCAUAGCGCACCUCAAACAGUUCCCCGAGGCCAGGGACCACGCCAUCAAGGAGGGCGCGGUGCGCGCGCUGCUGCGAGUCGAGCACCGGCUGGCGGACGAGUGCGCGGAGCUGGGCGGCGCGGUCAACGAGGCGCUGUCUCUGCUGGGCCACUGCCCCCCGCCGCCAGCGCCCGGGCCGCGCGUGCUGUCGCUGGACGGCGGCGGCGUCCGCGGGCUGAUCGCGCUGGACGUGCUGCGCGCGCUCGAGCUGCUGAGCGGCCGCCGCGUGCACCAGCUGUUCGACUUCAUCACCGGCGUCAGCACCGGCGCCAUCAUCGCCGCCGUCAUCGGCAGCGGCAUCGGCAACCUGGACACGGCUCGCGAGAUGUACCGCACGCUCUCCAAGCAGAUGUUCGGCAACACCUCGCUCAUCGGAGGCACGUCGCGGCUGGUGUGGUCGCAGUCGUACUACGACACGGAGGCGUGGGAGCGGCUGCUGCGAGACAGCCUGCGCGAGCUGCAGCUGUCCGAGUGCGCGCGCCGCAACACGCCCAAGAUGGCGCUGGUGUCGUGCGUGGUGAACGCGGGCGCGCGCCUGUCGCCGUUCGUGUUCCGCACGUACGAGUGCGGGUUCCGCACGCGCUCCGCCUUCCCCGGCACCAGCCGCGCGCGCGUGUGGCACGCCGUGCGCGCGUCCGCCGCCGCGCCCACCUACUUCAACGAGUUCAGGCUGGACGGGCUGCUGCACCAGGACGGCGGCAUCAUGGUCAACAACCCGGCCGCCGUGGCGCUGCACGAGGCGCGCCUGCUGUACGGGCCGCGCAGCAUGGCGCGGGGCACCAUCAUCUCCGUCGGUACCGGCAAGCCUUUGCAAGCCCAACACGACUACAGCCGCCUCGCCGCCGCCGAGCCAGCCUCCACGUCGUGGAGAGAAAAAUUCAACAAAAUUCUGGACUCCGCCACAGACACGGAAGGCGUCCACCAAACAUUAAACGAUCUGCUGCCGGGGGACAGCUACUUCAGAUUCAACCCGCCCCUGAUGGCGCCGUGCGCCAUGGACGAGAUCGACGACGCGAAGCUAGCUUCCCUCAGGGCGGACACGGAGGCGUAUAUCAGGAGAAACCAACACAAGUUCGAACGCGCGGCCGCCAGAUUGAUGCGGCCGCGCCCGUUGCACAUGAAGAUCGCGGAUUCUAUCAAACACAGGGCGGUCCUGCUCGGCAUGACUGACUGACGAAGACUUCCCCGCCGGCCGCCGUCUGGUGACUCUGAUGUCGAAACGUGUUAAAGACUUUGAUAGAAAAUUAUGUGUUUACGAACCUACUAUACCGUAAAGUUAGUGGUAACUUUUAACUAUAGAAAAUGUUCCUUUGAAGGAUAAAAAAUA